This is a messenger RNA of Camelina sativa (false flax), 1657 nucleotides long. RefSeq names its product zinc-finger homeodomain protein 5. Gene Ontology annotation, biological process: regulation of DNA-templated transcription; regulation of developmental process. The record is from RefSeq and is a predicted model, not a curated record. Gene Ontology annotation, molecular function: transcription cis-regulatory region binding; DNA-binding transcription factor activity. NCBI's taxonomy places the organism in Eukaryota, Viridiplantae, Streptophyta, Magnoliopsida, Brassicales, Brassicaceae. Gene Ontology annotation, cellular component: nucleus.
UAUUAGUCUCAUCUCUCACAAAGGGCUCAGCUCUUAUCUCUUCUUUUCUCAUGGCCUCACCACAAGCAACCAAAUUGUCUCUUAUAAUCGGAUCUCAAAGGUUGGCUUGUUGGGAGCACUGAGACAUCAAACAUGGUUUCUUCUUUCUUUCACCCUUAAAAAACCCCCCAAAUUAGCCCUAAAAUAAACCUCCCUUUUACAGUUUAAUUCCUCAAACCUAUCUCUCUCUCUCACACACCAUUAAAACCCCUUCACAAGCAAAAAAAAAAAGCUUUGAGCUUUAAAUGAGUUUAAGGUCCUCUCGAUCUCUACUACGGUUCCUGCAAAAAAAUAAAAAGAAACCCGGGUUAUUUCCUCGUGUACUUCUUCUUCUUAUCUCAUCUCUGCAUAAAUUUAACAAACUUCACUGAGAUCACUGAAAAAAAAAUGGAUAUGAGAAGCCAUGAAAUGAUAGAGAGAAGAAGAGAUGACAAUGGCAACAAUGGUGGUGUUAUUAGUAACAUCAUUACUACUAAUGAUGAUAAUUGCAAUGGUAACAACAACAACAACAACACUCGUGUCUCUUGCAACUCUCAAACCCUAGAUCACCACCAGUCCAAGUCUCCCUCUUCGUUUUCCAUCUCCGCCGCUGUUAAAUCAUCCACCGUACGGUACCGUGAGUGUCUGAAGAACCAUGCGGCUACCGUCGGCGGUAGUGUACACGACGGAUGCGGCGAGUUCAUGCCAAGCGGUGAAGAAGGAACUAUCGAAGCUCUCAGAUGUGCUGCUUGUGAUUGUCACCGUAAUUUCCACCGGAAGGAGAUCGACGGUGUCGGAAGCUCAGAUUUAAUCCCUCACCACCGUCAUCACCACCACCACCAUAACCAGUACGGCGGAGGAGGAGGAGGAGGGAGAAGACCUCCGCCGCAGAAUAUGAUGCUUAACCCACUCAUGCUUCCUCCGCCGCCGAAUUAUCAGCCGAUUCAUCACCACAAGUAUGGAAUGAGUCCUCCCGGAGGUGGAGGAAUGGUGACGCCGAUGAGCGUAGCUUACGGAGGAGGAGGAGGAGCUGAGUCGUCGAGUGAGGAUCUGAAUCUGUAUGGACAAUCUAGCGGAGAGGGAGCAGGUGCGGCGGCGGGGCAGAUGGCGUUUUCGAUGUCGUCGUCGAAGAAACGGUUCAGGACAAAGUUCACGACGGAGCAGAAGGAGAGGAUGAUGGAGUUUGCGGAGAAGCUAGGGUGGAGGAUGAACAAGCAAGACGAAGAAGAGCUUAAAAGAUUCUGCGGUGAGAUCGGAGUUAAGAGACAAGUCUUCAAAGUUUGGAUGCAUAACAACAAGAACAAUGCCAAGACACCACCAACUCCUUCUACUCUCUAAUCAAUCACUCAGAUCAUGAUUGGUUCAUCUUAAUUUGAGUGAUUAUGUAAGAGAUUUACUUUAAUAUCUCUUUGUUGUUGUGUUUUUUUAAUGUUUUUUCUAGGUUUUUGUAGUUUGUACGAUCUUUGGAUCAAUCAAUGGAUCUUUUGUUUGCUUAGUUAAUUAAUGUUUUUUAAUUUGGAUUUUGCUUUUAGUCUCUUUUUGUGUGUGUGUUUUUUUCUUUCUUUUUCAAAUUUUGUUUGGCUUUUACGAAGAACGACGUACUUGUAAUCGGCUUCUGUUACUUACUAGUAUUAGUUUA